Messenger RNA from Pochonia chlamydosporia 170, 3210 nucleotides. Its product is annotated as transposase. The transcript is spliced from 3 exons. NCBI's taxonomy places the organism in Eukaryota, Fungi, Ascomycota, Sordariomycetes, Hypocreales, Clavicipitaceae. The record is from RefSeq and is a predicted model, not a curated record. Gene Ontology annotation, biological process: regulation of DNA-templated transcription. Bases 1 to 3210 code for a protein of 1069 amino acids.
AUGGACAUAUGCCGCCUUCUCAACGCACUAAGUCCCUCGCCAGGCCGGACCACUACGGCCACCGCUGCUGCUGACGCCAAUGACCCAACAGACGAUGACUACACUGGGGCUACGAUCCCACCACUACCACCAUCGCCACUCUUUGACACGUACGAUGACCUGUUUGCCUUCCUCCGCAACUUCCAUCUUUCUAAUGGCUCCGCAAUAGUGAAAGCCUCCAGCUCCUCAAGGCGAGAUAUCGGGGGCAUCAUCCAGCCAAGCUACAUCGUCUUUAAGUGCGACCGCGGCCCACGACGGAUGUCACAAAGCUCGGGACUCAGGAAGCCGUCAUCACAGAAGCUUGAUUGUCCCGUCAAAAUCACGGCCAAGGCCACCAAAUCGUCUACCAAGAAGUGGACGUAUACGGUAGUUCAUGGCCAGCAUAACCACGGGCAGUCCCUUGAUCCAUCGGCGCACAUUGUCUAUCGCCGCCGCACGGUUGCUCAGCAACAAAAGGAGCGAGAGCUAGCCAACGAGAAUGGCAUUAGGGCCCGCGAGAUGGUUAGCAUUGUUAGAAAAGCCGACAGCCCAGGCUAUCACUAUUUUCGCACACGAGAUAUCUACAAUGAUCGUCAAGCCAUCAAACGCGAGCGACUUAACGGCCUUACAGCUACCCAAGCCUUCGUCAAGGAGCUUGAGAGCGGGGGUAUUAGAGUCAGAACCUUGCGCGACGAAGAUGACCGCGUCUGUGCCGUCUUUUGGACUUACGACUGGUGCCGCACAAUGUGGAAGAAGUUUCCGGAGGUGCUCGGUUUAGACAACACGUACAAGACCAACCGCUUUAGGUUACAUCUAUUUCAAGCCACCGGUGUAACGGAUCAGAAGUCCCUGGCUAACUUCGCAUUCGGCCUUAUAAACGGCGAAAAGGAGCACCACUUCCAGUGGCUAUGUGACCGGCUUGACGAGCUUCGCAUCGACAUUGGGGCAGACACGCCAGAGGUUAUAAUCACCGACAAGGAACAGGCUCUCCGCACAGCCCUCAUGAGCACCUUUCCAGGUGCCCAACAGCAGCUAUGCGUAUAUCACAUCUUGGCGAACGUCCGAGCUAAAAUUAACGCUCGCUGGAAGGGCACCGAGGGCGACGAUGAUGACGAUAUUAGUGUUAAGUCUGAUAAUAACGUAAACGCCCUUUCCGUUGACCUAAACGACAAGAAUACCGACCAGCUCCAGCCAGAGCUAGAUCUUGAUGUCACCGCUAGGGGCAGUGUGCAAGACGAGGCAGAGGAGGGGCUUGCGAACCCCUCUGAUGACUACAGCCGUGAGGGGAUGUUCAAAGCCUUCCGAGCUGUGGUCUAUGCCGUUGAUCACGAUACGUUUAAAGACUCGUGGAAGUCCUUUGUCGAAACCUUCGGCAGGCAGCAACGACAUAUCCUGCGAUAUAUCCAACAGGAAUAUAUGCCGUGGCGCAAGCAGUGGGUGAAAUCCUACAUUGACCACUAUCGGAACUUUGGUCAAAGGGUCAAUAGCCCUACGGAGACCGCACAUGCAGACGUCAAGUCUCACCUUGUGACUGGCACGGGAGACCUCCUUUACCUCCACCAGGCUCUUGUCACGAUGAUUGAUAACAAGUCCCGGUCCUAUCAUCAAGAGGCUGCGAGACAGAUUCAGCGUCAGCGUGAUAAGUACCUCAAGCAGGCAUUGCUUGGCAAGCUUAACCUCCAGAUCACAUAUCAGGCCAUUGACCUUAUUGCCAAGCAGUAUCGCUUUGCCCUCGCCGCCCUGCCUGAUCAGCGCGAGCCCAAACCGCUACGCCCUUGCACGGGCAACUUUGAGCACCAAUACGGCCUGCCAUGCAGCCAUGGCAUUUUUGAUUGCCUUAUGAACGGCACGCCUCUGAGACGGAGCCAGAUUGCUAUGCGUUGGUGGCUCGAGAAGCCGUUGAACGCUGAGGAUAAGCUACUUGAAAUUCGCGACCCGGCUAUUGUUAGAAGCGCACGAGGCAGGCCGCGCCUGAAUGCCGACAACAAGAAGCUCAAGGUUCCGCGAUACCUUAAGAUCGCGGAUUACACCAAGACAGGAAGUGAUGCCAACGAUGCGGACGAUGACGAUGCUGAAGCUGAGCCUGUAAGAUGGAGUCAAGGCAGGCAUUCAGCACGAGGCCGUGGUCUGGGCCGACAGCCUAGUCAGAAUGCGGGCCGAGGAACGCGCCGAUUAAACGCGAGCCUUCGCCGUGACUGCUCUCAGUUCGAACUUGAUGAGCUACAGUCACAUGCGUCUCAAUCGUCGCGAGGAAAUAAGCGUCGACGAGUUCGUGGCGGGGCGGUAGGACGAAGUCGUGUGGAAGCAUCACAGGCCGAGAGGUCGCCAGCAAACCAGGUCCAAGAGUCACGAGAGUCGUCAGCCGAGAGCUGUAUUAUCAUCCCAGGUUUUCGAUCGGCUCGUCGCAUCCGAUGUAUCGGACAUAUCAUCAAUCUCUCCCUCCAGGCUUUCCUGCUGGCAUCCUCGCGGGAAGCCCUUCUGGCUGCGCUGAGAGCCGCGGCGGAGGUCUCCGGAGAGGAGCUAAUAGCACGGUUUUCUGACGUCCUUGACUCCCAGCAACAGAGACGCGGGGCAGAGUAUACGCAAUCGAAUGAGUUCAGAGGAAGCCGGUCAAGCCAAAGGUAUGGUCGUCGCCGAGACAGUCAAGAUUCUGUUCGGGAUGAGUUUUCCAGUAUCCAGGACGUGCCUACUUUGCGCAAGCUCCAUGAAUUAGCCGUCUGGCUUCGCAACUCAUCCUUGCAUGCCGAUAUUUGGGAUGACAAUGUUGGCCUUCGGCUUGGCAUUGACAAUCGAACUCGGUGGUCAUCGUGGUAUAUGGCCAUAGAUAGAGCUAUCAGAAAACAAUCGGAGAUUAAGGCCUUCAUGACGGAUCAUGAAGCAAUUCUCGGUACCAUUCGCCUUACUGCCCAGGAUUGGGAUUUUCUAAGCAAAGCCCAUACAUUCCUUCAGCCAUUUGCUUCCGCAACAUUGUAUGCAGCGGGAGACAAGUCGUCCAUAUCGCAGUCGCUACCUCUGAUGGACGCCCUUCUUGCGCACUAUGAGAGGAACAAGACAUAUUACUCCCAAGAAGACUGCUACGAUUCCCGGAUGAUUCGGGCUAUCGAGAUGGGCUGGUUUGUCCUUGACAAGUACUAUAACCUGACUGAGGAAGCACCUGUCUAUGCUGCUGCCCUUCAUACCUGGGCACAAUAA